CCGAACUCCCGCGUGGUUCAGCUUUAUAAUCGCAAUUGUUGCAUAAACCCUUCGUAAUGGCUCUGCUUUCAUUUAGUUUAAUGCAUGGUUUAUUUCUCAUAUAAGCCUGAUGAGCUGCCAACCGGGCUGGUCUGAAGGAAGAAACUCCUGCCCGACUGCAAGUUCCAAGCUGCUAAAUCAUUAUCCAUGCUAAGAACAUAUUUCUGCUAUGGCUUCGCUUCAAGGGGGCCGCCGCCGCAGCCGCUGAAGGCGCGAUCUUCUUUUUUGCUUCUUGCUUCCUUGGCUAUUGGAUGACAGCUUUCUCUUUAAUGGGUUAUGAUGACAGAGAAAAUGAUCUCUUUCUCUGUGACACCAAUACCUGUAAAUUUGAUGGGGAGUGCUUAAGAAUUGGAGACACCGUGACUUGCGUCUGUCAGUUCAAGUGUAACAGCGACUAUGUGCCUGUGUGUGGCUCCAACGGCGAUACCUAUCAGAAUGAAUGCUACUUGAGACAGGCUGCCUGCAAGCAGCAAAGUGAAAUACUUGUCGUGUCAGAAGGAUCAUGUGCCACUGAUGCAGGCUCGGGAUCUGGAGAUGGAGGCAAUGAAGGUUCUGGAGAAACCAUUCAAAAGGAAACAUCCACCUGUGACAUUUGUCAGUUUGGGGCAGAGUGUGAUGAAGAUGCAGAGGAUGUUUGGUGUGUGUGCAACAUUGACUGUUCUCAAACCAACUUCAAUCCUCUCUGUGCUUCCGAUGGGAAAUCUUAUGAUAAUGCAUGUCAGAUCAAAGAAGCAUCAUGCCAGAAACAAGAGAAAAUUGAAGUCAUGUCUUUGGGUCGAUGUCAAGAUAACACAACAACCACUACCAAGUCAGAAGAUGGACAUUAUGCAAGAACAGAUUAUGCAGGGCUCCCUGCAAGCGUAGCGCCAUCACAUUUUCUUCUGUGGAAGCUGCAUGGAUGGGACAGUGCAGUGCAAUUCAACAAGAAUGCUAACAAACUGGAAGAAAGUGCCAGGGGAAUCUACAUUCCUUGUCCAGAACAUUAUAAUGGCUUCUGCAUGCAUGGAAAAUGUGAACAUUCUGCUAAUAUGCAGGAACCAUCUUGCAGGUGUGACGCAGGCUACACUGGACAACACUGUGAAAAGAAAGACUACAGCGUUUUAUAUGUCGUUCCUGGCCCUGUACGAUUUCAGUACGUUUUAAUAGCAGCAGUGAUUGGAACUAUCCAGAUUGCUAUCAUCUGUGUCGUAGUCCUCUGCAUUACAAGGAAAUGUCCCAGGAGCAACAGAAUUCACAGGCAGAAGCAAAACACAGGGCACUACAGUUCAGACAACACAACAAGAGCAUCAACCAGGUUAAUUUAAAAGAGCGCAUGUUUCCACAAUGGCAAAAGUAAACUGCAGAGAGCUUGGACUUACAAAAUACAGUAUUAUAGACAAAAGAUCUACACAUGUUGCCUUGCAUUUGUGGUAAUCUACACCAAUGAAAAACAUGUACUACAGCUAUAUUUGAUUAUGUAUGGAUAUAUUUGAAAUAGUAUACAUUGUCUUGAUGUUUUUUCUGUAAUGUAAAUAAACUAUUUAUAUCACACAAUAUAGUUUUUUCUUUUUCAUGUAUUUGUUAUAUAUAAUAAAUACUCAGUGAUGAGAAAAAAUUUU
Hemicordylus capensis (graceful crag lizard) is the source of this 1637-nucleotide messenger RNA. It is a transcript of the gene TMEFF2, whose product is annotated as transmembrane protein with EGF like and two follistatin like domains 2. The record is from RefSeq and is a predicted model, not a curated record. The transcript is spliced from 11 exons. Gene Ontology annotation, molecular function: protein binding. Lineage: Eukaryota; Metazoa; Chordata; Lepidosauria; Squamata; Cordylidae. Bases 291 to 1343 code for a protein of 350 amino acids.